This is a messenger RNA of Penicillium maclennaniae, 1287 nucleotides long. RefSeq lists its product as uncharacterized. The record is from RefSeq and is a predicted model, not a curated record. The transcript is spliced from 5 exons. NCBI's taxonomy places the organism in Eukaryota, Fungi, Ascomycota, Eurotiomycetes, Eurotiales, Aspergillaceae. Gene Ontology annotation, molecular function: serine-type endopeptidase activity. Bases 1 to 1287 code for a protein of 428 amino acids. Gene Ontology annotation, cellular component: membrane.
AUGUCGCACUGCCCAGGUAACCCAGGCUCCGCCCAAGCUGGCGAUAUGCCAGGCAGUCCUCGUACGAUGAAGAGUCGAGUCCUUGAAGCUGGCGCUUCGAUGGUACAAGACUUCACACCGGUCAAGCAGAUAUGUGCUCAUCUCAAUGCGUAUCAUAUCUAUGCCAAUGACCCAACUCGAUGCGUCGAAGCCAACCACUAUUGCACGCAUCUGACAGAAGAUAUCCGACAAUGCCUGAUCUAUGAUUCCCCUAAAUCCAACGCUCGUCUGAUCGGCGUCGAAUACAUGGUCUCGCCACGCAUUUUUGCUACGCUUCCAUCAGAAGAGCGCAAGCUAUGGCAUACGCAUGAAUUUGAAGUUAAAAGCGGUAUGCUCAUUAUGCCCGCCCCUGCAGGCAUGCCCAACGCGGCGUGGGAAGCUGCAGAGACAGCCGAGAUGGCAGAUAUUGCCCCGAUAUAUGGGAAGACAUAUCAUUUCUGGCAGGUCGAUCGUGGAGAUCCAGUACCUAUGGGUCCACCGCAGUUAAUGGGUAGCUUUACGACACCGGACAGUGUGAAGCUUGCUCACCCAGACGGUUUGGAUGGUCUGCUUAAAGAUCGGAAUGAGAGGUUUGGGGUCGAUCAUCGUGAAAAAGCGAAGAAACGAGAGGAUAUCUCACCCGUUGAUAAACAUCCUGAAGCGGUUGUUCCCAGCAGUUAUGGACUGCAAGGAGGGGUACAACAAGUCUCUCGGAGCUCGGAGCAUGCGCUCGAGGAACUCUUCAUGGACCGUCUUUUACGAUCAACGCUGAGGCUUCAGCGGGGUACUAUUGCGCGGUACGCCCUCAAUGGCACAGGCUUGUUCUGCGCCAUUUCUUUGUUCUGGGAGCACGUCGUGACCGUGCAGCUCAGCGAGGGUCCUUCGAUGUAUCCGACCUUCAAUCCUCGGGGCGACUGGCUCGUCAUCUCGCGACUGCACACCAAUGGCAAAGGGAUCAAAGUUGGCGAUGUAGUGCGCUUCAAUCAUCCGACGUUCCUCGGCACACACGCAGCUAAGCGGGUUGUGGGAAUGCCUGGGGACUUCGUCUGUCGUGACCAAGCUUUUAGUGAGGAAGCUGGGAAACAAAUGGAUAUGAUCCGGGUUCCUGAGGGUCAUGUAUUCCUUGUCGGAGACAACCUUCCCUGGUCAAGAGAUUCGCGACAAUUCGGCCCGGUGCCUCUGGGACUGAUCAAUGGCAAAGUCGUUGCAAGACUCUGGCCGAAGUUGGAAUGGGUGGAGAAUACUCUGCGACCCGCGCAAUUGGACUAA